Lingula anatina is the source of this 4132-nucleotide messenger RNA. RefSeq names its product protein PAT1 homolog 1. NCBI's taxonomy places the organism in Eukaryota, Metazoa, Brachiopoda, Lingulata, Lingulida, Lingulidae. Gene Ontology annotation, cellular component: P-body. Gene Ontology annotation, biological process: P-body assembly; deadenylation-dependent decapping of nuclear-transcribed mRNA. The record is from RefSeq and is a predicted model, not a curated record. Gene Ontology annotation, molecular function: RNA binding.
GUGUCGUAUUUAGCUUAGUGCGGAAAAACGAAAAUGGCCUGAAACGGGAUUAUGGCAGAUUCAUUUUUUGGGUUUGAAACUGACUUGCCUACUCUGGGAGUAGGCAAGUCGGACUUCGACAAUGAGUUACGUGAAGCACCGGAAGAAGAAGAUGUGUAUGAUAUGAUGAAUGAUGAAACCUUUGGUGCAGCAGAAUUUGAUGGAGACUGGGAAGAGCAGCAUGAAUUGCUGGCUGGAGAAAUAGAAAAACAUGACAGGACCGGCGACUCUGGAUUUGAUACUUCGGAAAAGAAAUAUGAAGGACAAGAAGAGGAUAUGGAACAAAGUAUCAGUCACUUGGUCCUGGAUGAUGAUGAACUGGACGACCCUGCCAUAGUCAAUGUGUCCAAAUCCAGGCCUAUUCCAAUGAAAAAGCAAAGUUUGGAGGAGAUAUUUGGACCAGCUUCUCCACCAGCUUUAUUGGAUACAGAAGACUUAGUAUCACCAGGCCAUCAGAAUAUUUGGAGCUCUCCCAGUAGAGAGGGUUUCUUUGGAAGAAUGAAACAAGACAGUGGCUUUCAUGGCAUGGUACAGAGAACACCUAUACAGGACCCAUCCAUAGUGGUAGCAGGUAAGAGCUUAUCCAGUAGUUUGCCUACUGCCAAGACAGCAUCUCAGAUAGAGCAAGACUUGAAGCAGAUGUUAAGGACACCACAAGCAAAAGCCAUCACUGUGGAGGAACUUGAAAGAGAAAUGCAAACUGGUGUUAUGUCAAAUCAAUAUAAUACUCCCAGAAGUGUGCCACCACAACAAAGGAUAGCUACCCAGGCAGGUCUACAACAGGUACCACAGGAGGAUAUGGAACAAAGUAUCAGUCACUUGGUCCUGGAUGAUGAUGAACUGGACGACCCUGCCAUAGUCAAUGUGUCCAAAUCCAGGCCUAUUCCAAUGAAAAAGCAAAGUUUGGAGGAGAUAUUUGGACCAGCUUCUCCACCAGCUUUAUUGGAUACAGAAGACUUAGUAUCACCAGGCCAUCAGAAUAUUUGGAGCUCUCCCAGUAGAGAGGGUUUCUUUGGAAGAGUGAAACAAGACAGUGGCUUUCAUGGCAUGGUACAGAGAACACCUAUACAGGACCCAUCCAUAGUGGUAGCAGGUAAGAGCUUAUCCAGUAGUUUGCCUACUGCCAAGACAGCAUCUCAGAUAGAGCAAGACUUGAAGCAGAUGUUAAGGACACCACAAGCAAAAGCCAUCACUGUGGAGGAACUUGAAAGAGAAAUGCAAACUGGUGUUAUGUCAAAUCAAUAUAAUACUCCCAGAAGUGUGCCACCACAACAAAGGAUAGCUACCCAGGCAGGUCUACAACAGGUACCACAGCUCCCAGGCUCCAGUCUUCAGCAGCUGAUGUCCAGUGUGUCUGAGAUGGGGCGUACUUCACCAGCACAAGUAGUACCUCAGGGUAGGAUGUCACCAGCAGCAGCCUUCAAUAUCCAGACUCUGAGAGGGUCACCACAAGCCAUGGGCAUGCAAACGCCUGCCAAUCACAGGAGUGCUGCUCGCACCCCAUCCCCGCCCUUACAGCGGGUUGUGUCACCUCAUGCGGUGUCCUUUCCAAUGUCCCCUUAUCAAGCUCGCCUCAUUUCUCCAUAUACAAGAGUCACAGGGUUGGGGCUGGCUGCUGGUCGAAUCUCACCUACUCAGAUGCUGCUUGGCAAUCGAAUGAUGAGCCCCCAGGUGGUUCUACAGGCUGGCAGGCACUCCCCACCCCCAGGUCACCCCAUGAUGACCAGUCCCAUGUUCUCAAGGCUGCCUCCUACCCCCAUGGCAAUGAGUGACCCGUCACACCUGCAUUCCAACAGAGCUAGAAUGAUGCAUCAGGGACAGGCCAGACCCCCCAUGAUGAACAACCCAAAUCGCAACAGACCAGCUUACCCUCUACAACAGCAGCAGCACUGGCAGCAACAACAACAACAGCAGCAACAACAUCAUCUGCAUCAACAGCGUGGGGACUACCAGCAGCAGCGUGGGGACUACCCGCAACAGUAUAACAAUUACCAGCACCGGGAUAACAACCAGCAACAUUGGAAUAGCAACCAACAGCAGCGAGGGGAUUACCGACAAAGGGAUUAUCACCACCAACAGCAGAGAGAUCAUCAUAAUGGUCCUGGGCAGCAGAGAUGGAAAAAAAGAGAUGAGUAUGCUGAUCUCAUGACACAAAAGGAGAAAGACUGGAUUAUCAGGAUUCAGUUGAUGCAGCUGCAGACCGAGAACCCUUUCUUGGAUGAUUAUUAUUACACAACAUACAUGAUGAAAAAGAUGGCUAAGGAGAGAGAAGCCCAGCAGGCUGCUCAAGCUGAAGAGGAAGAAUCCAAGGAGCCAAAAUUAUUGCUGCCUCAGAUAGCAAAAGUGGAAACAAGGACUUACAGGCCAGCCCAGUUUGAGAAUGCUCUUGGUCGGCUGACAUCAUCCAGUGUUCACAAUCCUCGACAGAUCUUGGACAUUGCCAGCAGUCCCCAUACCCAUGCUGAGGAAGGAGAGUAUAAGGGAAAAGAUCUUAGAAAAUACAGGGAAAUUCUCAUUGAUGUUGAACUUGCAUAUACAUUGUUACUGGACAUUGAAGAUAUUGAAAAGAAAGUCCUUGCUCUCCCAGAUGAGGCUAGCAAACCACUUCUCCAGGAGAGGAGGUCUAAAAUUGGAGAGCUGUAUACUAAACUGCAUGUUGAUGAUGAUCGUUUCACCCACCUGAUGAUCAUUAGAAAAGGCAAGAAGUUAGUAGCUAGGAGUAUGACACUUUUUGAUAAGGAACAAAACCAGUCCAUAGUGUCUGCUGUCAUCCAACACUUAGCUCACUUGAUUAAAAAGGAUCAGACAGACAAGGUGUUGCACCAUCUCCAUGACCCAGUACACAGAACUAUUAGUGCUGUGGACAUGGAACUGCUGGGAAGAUUUGCACAAAGUCUGUGUACAGUACAGAAAUCAGGACAACAAGAUAGCAUAGGACUCAUCUUGCAGAACAAGUUUGGAGCAUCUACAGUUUACAGUAUGCUGAGUAGAGCUGAGACCUUACAUGAGGAGGAUCCUCUGGACAGUCAGGAUAAUCAGCUACAAGACAAGUGGUCAUCAUUUGUUAACAGAAUAGCAGAGGUUGUUGGAAAAACAGCAGAAGGCAGUUUAGCUGUUUCCAUGCAAUCAUUUCCAAAAGUGCCACCCCACCUAGAGAGACUGGCCAAUAAGAAUAUCUACCUGGAAAUUGAGAGCAAAUUGGAAAAGUUGUGUUCAAUGAAACAGACAUCUUCGUGAAAGGAUAACUCUAAACAGCAAAUCAUGUUCAGAGCAGAUAAUUUUCUCAGUUCCCUUGUAGUAAAGAACAGAUGGGAGCUUAAUAUAUGAAUAGUAUUGAAAUUUACUUACAGAUUUUUUUUCAAAGGAUUUGAUUUUUUUUAGAUUUGUUUUAAAGGGAGCUGUGCUGUCUUUCUAAUUAAGUUUCAAAUUAAUUAAAGUCUUGUUUCACAUCAAGUGAGAUCUGCACUGUGUUUAAUUUGCAUCGUUUUUGUGAAAGCUUUAAGAUGUUCAUUUGGUGAAACUGUUUCUUAAAACAGCUACAUUUUUCAGGUCGAAAAGUUUUUGUUAAUUUUUAUGAUGUGUUAAAUUUGUAAUAUGCGAUUUAUGAAAACUGGAUGAUUGAUACUACAUCUUUGCAUAUAUGAAGUCAACUUCAAGUCCAUUUAAACGUGGUGAUAAGAAGGAACAUAUUGGAAAAAUAUAGCAUAUUAUUGACAUCCAGUUGUCAAGAACAAAUGACCUUUGAAUGUAGUGUUUCUGCAUAGGUUUGAAUGAUUUUACUCAUGGCUUGCAUUAAUGAUAGUGUACAGCUGGAUUUGUUUUCUAUGUCAGUAUAUUAUUAUUUAGAUUUUUUCAUUUUCUACUGAAAGCCUUAAAUGCUGCUGAUAAUUUCUAGAUGGUUUAUAUUAUUAGCCCUGUGCAAUGGCAGUAGGUCUGUGGGGCGGUAUAUGUUAAGCCCAGGCGACAUUUGUUAUGCUAGAACCAGACCCACUACUGUAUGGAAUGUUUUCCUUGAAAAAGGUCAUUUUGUACACAUUUGUAGAGCUUACUGAAAAAAGUUUAUUUUUUUUAAUAUUAGGCAGUAAUAAAAGAU